AAGAAGCGUUUUAGCGUUGUAUUGCGUUGGAUGGAAUGUGAUUGUUUGCCAGCUCGGCUCUCAAGUCUCAAUUGUUACUCAUUCUCGUUUAAUAAAUCCAAAGUCAUUGUGAAUUGCCUCCGUGAUCGGUCGUUAUUAUCAGCUCACGAUGACGCUGGAAACGAUAAAAUGGAACAGGGCAGACGGCAAGCUGGAAAUCCUAGACCAAACGUUGGUGCCGACAACGAUCAGCUAUAUUGAGAUCAAAGGCGUCAAAGAUGGCUGGAAUGCCAUCAACAAGAUGCAGGUACGAGGCGCACCAGCCAUCGCUAUGGUGGGCUGUCUCAGUAUGGCAGUAGAGCUCCUUCAACAUCCAGGCAUUUAUAAUGACAAGGAUGCUCUAUUUCGGGAUAUCACGGAUAAAAUGGAUUACUUAGUAACGGCACGUCCUACUGCAGUCAACUUGAAAUUAGAAGCUGAAGGCUGCAAAAAUUUGGCAGAGCAUAUGAGAGUCAAUUUCAUAUGCCAUGAUAUAGACUUUAUGAUAAAAAAUUUUAUAGAGCAUGUAGAUUUUAAGCUGAGGACUGAUGUAAAGGACAAUAAAUCAAUCGGGAAAUUUGGAGCGGACGAAAUUCUACGCAAUGUGCCUGAGGGAAGUUCUGUCACAAUUCUCACCCAUUGCAAUACCGGGAGUUUCGCUACCAUGGGAUAUGGCACAGCUUUAGGUGUCAUCAGAUCUCUUCACGAGAAGGGAAGGCUUGAGCACGUUUAUUGUACCGAGACCAGACCAUACAAUCAAGGCGCACGUUUAACCGCAUUUGAAUUGGUGCACGACAAGAUACCAGCAACCUUAAUUUGCGACAACAUGGUCGCUGCGUUAAUGAAAACGAAAAAGAUUACCGCUGUUGUUGUAGGCGCAGAUACGGUCGUCGGAAAUGGUGAUACAGCAAAUAAAAUUGGGACUUAUCAGAUUGCAAUUCUCGCCAAACAUCACGAUAUUCCUUUCUAUGUGGCUGCACCACUGUCAUCUAUAGACGGAAAGUUAUCCAGUGGUGAUCAGAUAAUCAUUGAGGAGCGACCUGAACGAGAGAUGACUCACAUAAACGACAUGAGAAUCGCAGCAGAGGGAAUAACAUGUUGGAAUCCUGCAUUCGAUGUGACACCGGCGAGUUUAAUCACUGGCAUAAUUACGAAUGCUGGUGUUUCUAAACCAUCAGAUAUUUUAGAUUUUAUCGCUAAAUAUAUUGGUAUUACUAGAGAUACUUUGAUGGAGCUUCAACAUUUAAGCAUGAAUUGCGACGACGAUUCCUGAUUGGCUCCCGUCGCUUGGGGUAUAACGGGAAGUGUGAGAGAGAAUGAAACUGAUGAAAUUCGAAACAUCUUUUAUGAACAUAUACGUUUGCGAACAUUUAUGUGCGUGCACACUAAUCGUGAAUAUCAAGAUGCAUGAUUAAUUUAGUCUCUUGAGAAACAGUGCCAUUGAAAAUAACUAUAUAAUAUAAAAACUCAGGGAAGUCAUGUUUAUUAACUGUGUAAUUUAGUAUUAAGUUACCAUAAUUAUAUCAUAAUAACACCAUUCCAUAUU
This is a messenger RNA of Cyphomyrmex costatus, 1564 nucleotides long. Its product is annotated as methylthioribose-1-phosphate isomerase. The record is from RefSeq and is a predicted model, not a curated record. NCBI's taxonomy places the organism in Eukaryota, Metazoa, Arthropoda, Insecta, Hymenoptera, Formicidae. Bases 149 to 1291 code for a protein of 380 amino acids. The transcript has 5 exons. Gene Ontology annotation, molecular function: S-methyl-5-thioribose-1-phosphate isomerase activity.